Messenger RNA from Rhopalosiphum padi (bird cherry-oat aphid), 6452 nucleotides. RefSeq lists its product as uncharacterized. The transcript has 22 exons. Gene Ontology annotation, cellular component: membrane. The record is from RefSeq and is a predicted model, not a curated record. The coding region runs from base 393 to 4295 and encodes 1300 amino acids. NCBI's taxonomy places the organism in Eukaryota, Metazoa, Arthropoda, Insecta, Hemiptera, Aphididae.
GCGACCAGUGACCGGUAAACUGCGAGAAAAGUCUCGAGAGCUGUGUGGUAUACAGUUUCACGCACGGCACACGUGUUCGUCCGCGUCCGUUACGCGAUUCCAGACCGUUCGGGAUUAACGAUAAGUAUAAUAUGAUAUGAAAUAUUUACAAUAAUAUUGUAAAUAAACGUGCGCGAACGAUUUACUCUUUUUUUUUUAAAUUUUAAUUUCUGUGACGAUAAAAACAAUAAUAAAAGCUAAAACAAAAAUUACCACCGUCCGGCCGCUUUUUAUACGCGUUUCGACACCCGAGUUAACGUAUUUUCGUUUUUUAAAAACAUCAAAUGAGACGGAAAACGAUACGCUGCGGUUGAGACCAUCAACACGUAUACAUCGCUGACCGGAUCGUAAAAAUGUACCGAUGUCGAACAAUCAAAACCAACAAGACGACACCUCGAUCGUUGAAAACCAAAAACUGUCAACACAGAUCGGAGGAACGUCAAUAUUGUUGGAACUGCAAUAGUCGAAUAAGUCCUCGAUGCGGUCGACGGCUGAGCAGGCACUUAGCCCGCUCUGUUUCGGUGCCUCCGACGAGGAACGUCCAUAAAUCAGUGCCAUAUAUUAUUAGAUCUAAGUCAAUGCCAUACCGCGAAAAGAACACCGGAAAAAUGCCUACGAACUUCGAAAAUUCUUCGAUCAAGACCUGUUUCUCAUUAUCGUCGCUGCAUCCCUCUACGGCCAAUGUAGAGGAUGGACAGCAAGCGGCUCAGAGACCAUAUAACAGUUUAACCAAAAAAAUCAAGAAAAAUGAAACCCCGAAUCAGGAUUGUUGGAGAGGUGAUAGUAGUUACGAGUUCUUGUCAAGUUUAAGGACAAGUUAUCAGUAUCUGAUGGACAACAAUUUGAUCGAAAGCUGCAGAGAAGUUGGAUACGACCUUAACAAUGCCUCACCGAUUCAGGAUUGGAAUGUUGAACAAUUAAAUAUCUACAUCAAAGAGUUAGAAAAAAGUUUUUGUUCAGGCUCUUCAUCAAAACCCAAUAGUUGCAAUUUGACAGAAAAUGUAUUAUCACCUAAAAGACUGAUUAUAAACGAAGAAGUUCGUAGACUGAAUAUAUUGCGUCAUAUAGCGCAACUAUCCAAAAGACUGCCACAUUGUCGAGAACCAUCAUUGAACCAAAGCUGCUCAUCCAUAUAUAAUGCAUAUUACUUAGAAGUAAAAUCAAAUUUGAGAUCUCUGGAUCAAUGGAUGGCCCAAAUGGAAGUGCGAUUGAAACCCAAUUAUUUUCGUAUCAAUUGGAACCGCCGUGAAAUAAAACAAAAAGCAGAAGAGCACAAGUGUAUUCACGGUGACAUUGAAACAAAGGGCAAAUGCGUCCGAUUGGUGUUAAAAUACUGCAAGUGGCUAGCUGACGAACAACAUCAACCAACGACCCCAGUACAUCAAGAGUUGGUGCAAACGGUACCACUACUAACCAAAAAAUCGAAGAAUUUCGAACAUCGGUGGCAGCUGUUGUAUAUAAGAUCAUUAGAGUGGAUCUGCUUCAUCGAAAGUCUAAACGUGAAAAAAUGUCGAAAGGACAGCAAUAGUUCUUCAGAUUGCGACGAAGAACCGGUUCACAAAUGUCCACGGUUAGUCGAUCAUAAUUUGUCAAAUUCUUCAGACGAUAAACAAGGUAAUACUGAAAUGGAAACUGAGACUUCACCAUCACCAGUCCUUCAAUCUGAACGAAUGUCAUUCGACGAUACGGCCAAUUUUCACAGGUCGGAUAGAAAGGGCCCAAACACCGCAACUUUCUACUACAGACAUUUAGAUACAGAUUCGGAACAAGAAUCCCAAAAGAAAUCUACUGUGGAAACUGAAGUCAAAACGUCCGAAUCGUCGGAAGAAGAAGAAUGGACGUACAGUUCUAAUGCGACAAAAGAAGUUAAAAAAUCAGAAGGGCCCAUGUCUUUGACAGAACAAGCCAACAUGGAACAAAUUAAAGCUUUGGUUAAAAACGUCAAGUGGCCGACAACUAAGGACAAGCACUCUGAAAAACUUUGGAUGUCUGGCAAUGGCGUGAAAAGAAUAAUUUUCCAACACGAAACGGUUGAUCCCGAAAACGAAGAGUUCAUCGGUGAUAGUUGUGAUGCUAGUGGUGAAUACACUACAGAAGACGACGAUCAGCAUUUCAUCUUAGAUAAUCAUUCUCAUUCUUCGCGGUCAUGUGAUAUAACCGUAGUGCAAACUCAGGAACUAGAUUUUUCUUCAAACCCAGGAAAUAUAAACGAAUUCAGUUCCCCAAAGGUUGUGUUGAGAUCAAAAACAAAUACUGGAAAUACAUUGAGACCAGUCAGCAUGUCUGGUCUACCUCAAAGUAGUCCUAAGGCUAGACUUCUGACCGAGUCCUGUCAAUUAUCCGUUUCCGAGUCGGCCCUCAAUCAUAUUUCUCAUGAACAAGUGUCUGUAAACGGCAGAGACUCGUCUACCAUCGAGGAAUCUACUGCAACUCAAACUCAAGACUGUUGUGGAUCUUAUAACACCAAUUCACUGAGGCGACGUAAACUUAAACACAGAAGAAAGAGUACCAUGGAAAGAAAAAGUAAAAGUGGAUCAGCUGACAGUCUGUCGUCUGUAGUCAAUGCUAUUGCCUGUAAUGAAAUGAUCAAUUCUGGUUCCUUUCCUGACUCUUUGUGUGGCAUUACUCAAAUUGAUUCACAACGAGUGGAUUCGGAAACCGAAGAAGAGAUUACCAAAGAGUCGAAACGUCCAGCCGUGCGUAAGCGUCCGAUGAAAAUGCCGGUGUUCCGUCUUGGCGAAUUCGGUGCCGUCACUCCUAGAGAAAAACGUUUUCCAUUGACCGCUCAACUGCCGUCAGGUACGACCACAGAUUUCAGUUCGUUUUCUGAACAGGCUUGGGACAGCUAUCAGGAAAAGUAUUUGAGUGAACCGUAUAGCGAGGAUCCGCCAGACCCAGAAUCGGUCAGACGGCUAUUGGACUUUGGUGACGAUUACAGAAAAUGCUUUGAUAGUCAAUCUGACUGUGCAUCUAGUAUUGGUAGACCAAGUUUUCUUGACGAUGAAACUUUUGAACAGGAUUCGUCAGAUUCUGUUCGUAAACUCAUCCUUCGAAGUCGAUUGCAAUUGAAUUACUUGGAUCAGGUACUUUCUAAACUCGUCGCGUAUCCGAAUUCAAACAUUACGAUCACAGAAAUUGGUCAGUUAAAACAACGGUGCAGAGAAAAUGAAUAUUGUCUCCGUUUUUGUUUAGAGGGAAUCAAAGAUAGCCAAACGUUUGUUUCAGUCAGUGACAUAGCAGAAAUCGAAAGUAUGGUUAAAAAGUGUGAACGUUUGGAACUAGAUAUCUCUAAACAAGAGAAAAUCCAAUUGCUAAAGACCGACAUAGCUGCGAUCAAAAGUCGUUUGAUGUCAUUUUUGCGUAAUGACCGGCUAGAUAGUAACGUACAAAACAAAAACGAACUCCAAGCCUUAAUCCACACUGCUAAGACUGAAUUAUCAAGUUUGGAUACUUAUUGGAGUAGUCGCAACAUAGUGAGCAUCACUGAGGAGUUAAACAGACACUUCAAUGAUUUGAACGAUUCAAAUAAUGUUUUGAAUCAUAUGAACAAAGAAGUCGCAGAUCUAUAUUCUAUUUAUGCUAACACCAGACAGAGAUUAGAAAGUGAGAUAUUAAGAUAUCAGAAUGCAUUGAUCACAUGGGCUGAGUGUGACAAACAGCUAAUGGAGCUUGAGAUGAAAUUCAAAAGUUUUGGUGAUGAUGGUGUGGUUGGUGGAAACCAAAAAUCUGGAUGUUUUGGGUCAGCUUCUGACAGUGGCAUGUCAGAUUCAGGUUCAGAACAUGAGCUCAAUGAACAUGAAAAACGAUUAGUUAACUUAAAACAACUAGCUAACAACUUGAUGACUAUUAUGACUCCAGGCAGUGAAGCACUAUCAUCAAUAUUAGCUAGAAUAGAGAAUAAUGAAAAACAGUUAAAAGAACUACAGCAGACUUGCAAAGAUCUCAUAGGAAGAUCAUCAGAACUUUGCAGUGAUGAUGACAAAUUGGAUGGCUGCGAAAGUCACAUUAACACCGAUAUUGUCGACGCGGACGUAACGGCGGAGGAAACUAUCGCGGAAACACCUCUCAACAAGAAGAUCAAGGACAACACCGCGCUACUCUGGCGCACGCUCCGGAUCGCAGUGCCGUUCUACCUGGCAGUCAUGAUCCUGUGCUCGAUCGGCUGGCUGGAACCGCAGUGCUGUGACUUACAGAACAAUUACAAGUGGUCGUUCGCGUUAGGUCUCCGGUACAUGAACGGACCGCCACCAACGUGAUUCUCGGGACACCGGAAUUCGACGUUCACUCCUUCCGAAUUGUUUUUGUUUAUUAUUUCCGUUUUUGUACAUAAUUAUCUAUACAUAUAAUUUGUUAUUUCAUUAUCGCCGUCAAAGACGGGGACGACGGUUCGGUAAUUGAUCGUUCGAGAGAAAAGUAUAGCACGCAUUAUACGAUGUUUUCACUCUCAUUCGACCCACUAUAUCAAGUCCUCUCAUCAAAAUCAACAACAUUCCUAACAAUUAUGAUUUACCUUAACUAUAUAUAUAUAUAUAUUAAAAAUUAAUAUAUUUUUCUUUUUUUUUUAAAUUAUUAUUUUUAUGUAUUAUGUAUAUUUUGAAUGAUAUUAUUUUUGUUUGAUAUCGUUUAGAACGAAUAUUUGCAAUUAAUGCGAAUCUUAUAAGCGUUUAUUUAUCAUCAACAUAAUAUUUCUAUAUAUAGGUUAUUUGUCGAAUGAGGUUAACAUUUAUUCGAUAGUUUCGAUUCGUUUUUAUAGUUUAUUUUGGUUUUUUUUUUAUCCAGACCAAUAUUACUUUGAUGCGGCGAUCGGUUGAUUUUACUUCACAUUGAUGUUUUUUAAGUACGAGAAUUCUUGUAAAACAAUUCUAUGUUUAUUUAUAUAUAUUAUACUUCAUAUAUCGAUCUUACGCACUCGAUAAUACUCAUUAUCAAGUCAAAACAAUUUUUAUUCGCGUGUGUGGGACACACAGGUGUUCAAUACAUUUCGUCAUCGCUGUAUAAGUAUGAGGGUGUAGUUUUCGGAAUGUUAUUUUUUUAAUUACCAUUUAUUAUAGUUAUCCAUUGUUUUUUUUUUUUUGUACGCCGCAUGUUACCAAUUUAAUUUUAACAUUAUAUACAGAGUACAAAAGUUAAAAACCUUAUUAUUAUAAUAUUCUUGUGGACACCAGAUCGUUUUUUUCACCCGAUUUGAUUUGUAUAAAUAAUUAUAUAAUAUUAUAUGUCUUCCACAACGCGGAUCGACGCAAAAUCGUUUCUGUCGAAAUACAUUCUAUAAGAUGUAACACAUUAAUUUGAUGACAAUCUAAUUCAGUGAUCAUAUUUUUUAUUUUAAUCAUAAGUUUACGAUUAAAGAAUCAAGUCGUCGAAUAUUUAAUAUAAUAUUAUUGUAAAUAUUUAUUGGGGACGAACAAGAAUAUUAUUUCGUUGUAUUUAUAUAAUAUAAUACGCGUAUGUAGUUAAUAUUAUAUAUAAUAUAGUUAUUAAACCGGGUAAAUAAAAUAGUACUACAAUAUUUUAUAUGUGCUCUAGAAUAAAAUUAUAAAACCAUUUUCGUCUGCGCUUUGAUGUGUAUGUCUUAUGAUUAUUAUUAUUCACUCUUUCUACUCCCACAAUAUAUAAUAAAUAUAUAUACUAUAAUUAUUAUUUAUCAAUGGUGAUAAUUUUAUCUCAAUUUUUUAUGAUUUAUCUAGUCUCAUUAUUUUAAUUUUUUGUUUUGUUACAUAUAUUAUAUUAUAUACCUCGUUACAACAACGUAUAUGGACGGACACCAAUAACGUAUACAGAAUAUAAUUAAUUAUGAUAUAAUAUAUCAAAAUUAAAUAUAUAAUAUUUAAUCGAUAUAGUGCAACAUUAAACCGCCGGUGUAACGUUUAACCGAGAGCUAUUAUAAUUCAAUUUUUGACUAUAUCGAAAUUGCAAAUGUAUAUUAUAUAAUAUAUUUGUGGGCGCAGAUAGCAUUUAUGAAUAAAUAUCAUAUAUUUAUGAAUAGAUAUAUUUUCAUGUCUAAACCUAAGUUUUUUUUAUGUGUAAUAAUAUAUGUUGCAUUUUUUUUAGUCGCGCACUGCAGCGACGGUAACAUAAAAUAAUAUUAAUAUUAUUUGUAACUGAAUUUAUUAUUAAUUAUUUUAUUUUUGAAUAAUAUAAUAAUAAUAAUAAUAACAAUAAUAAUAAUCAUCUUUUGACUAAUUUAUUAUUAUAAUUUUGUAACGCGUAAAUCAAGCGUACAUAAAUUUAAGUAUAAUAGUCGUGACAAUGCGACGCACGUCGGUUGUCCGUAUAAUAUUUGUACUUAAAUAUAAAUAAAUAAUAAUAUCGAGAUCGUGAUAUUGGCGUUUGAGUAAAGGGAUUUUUUUUUUACUUAAAAUGUAAUUCGUCUUUUAUCAAUAAUAAAAUAAAACAAUUGUUUUACACAAACA